AUGCCACCACACCUCAAGCGACAGCUAUAUGGUGAUGAAGGUACUGAAGAUGGAGGCCCGUCCAAAAAGCCCCAGAUGUUGGGUUUCAAUCUUGAAGCCUCGCUAAAUGUCACAUCACUCAACUCGAGAUCAGGUUCUGAAGUAUCGGAUGGUAUGAACGGGAUAUGCUACGGUGGAACAACCGAAGAUAUCUUAUCGGACGAAAUAAUAUGCUAUGGAGCGGUCUGCAACGCUCAAGCCUUAAUCACUCCUCAGAUUGAAUCACCUAAACCUAUUCAGCCGUGGGAUCGUCAUUGUCUAUUACCUGUUGAAUUGGGAAACGGGGCUUGUUACCUACCUACCAAACAGGGUACAAAGCCAAAACAACGACCAGUUCUCGACUGUCAUACAGCCUCGACCUUGACGUUCGUGGGUGAAAAGGUUGUAGGGACAUAUUUCGCUGCCGUCCUGGAAACAAAGCUUCUUCUGAGCCAGGGAAAGAAAUCGAACAGUAAACCAUUACAGGUUGGAAUUACAGUCAAUGUUUACGGCCCGAGAAGCUCGAUGGGUGAAGUUGAUCAAGCCAUAUCCAAGAUUGAAUCUUACUUGCAGCACCCGGUGUUUCUCGAGCCCGACGUCAGCUAUAUCAACCCUCAGUAUUAUUACCCAAGUCCUGAGAAGACCGAUCUGAGACACCUGGUGGGCCCAAUUCGAGAGAAUAUUGCAUCAAAACGUUCCCAAGAUAUCGAAAACGUAAUGGAUCACUUGGAGACGCGAGAGGACAUCUUCAGUCAAGGCUGCAACAUUGCUGUUUUGAGCGAAAUAUUAGACCGCUUUCUCCCACACACGAAGCUAAAAGAGCAUCAGCUUCAAGGUGUGGAGUUUAUCCUAGCGAGAGAAGACGCUGCUUCAAUGAUGCAAAUCCACAAAAAGAUGCUCAUGACUAUUCAUCAUAAUUUGAUGUCGUACGCACAUGUGCCUGGCUGCGGUGGCAUACUUGCAGAUGUCAUGGGGCUUGGCAAGACACUCACCAUGCUCAGCGCAAUCCUUUGUUCUAAAGAACUGACACUGUCUUUGUCCAAGGAUGUUUGCAGUAUUGGUGACGAUUACAAGUCUGCGGCAUCAAAUCUUACGCUCGUUGUUCUACCUUCACGACAGCUACUUGACGUCUGGAAGAACGAGAUUGAUCAGCGGUUUACACCCGAAGCCUUCAGAGUCGCCAUCUUUCACGGGAACACGCGAGUCAAAGACGGACCGCUACUUCUAGAACACGACAUUAUUCUGACAACUUACCAUACACUUGAGAGAGACAGUAGCUCGAAGAAGGUGUUGGGAUCUAUCAAAUGGUCCAGAAUCGUACUUGAUGAAGCACAUCAGAUACGAAACUCAUCUAUUAAGCAGUUUAAAGCAGCAGCCUCACUUGAAAGCGACUCACGGUGGUGCCUUACCGGGACUCCGAUCCAGAACACAUUCGAUGAUCUUCGAUCACUGCUGCAAUUCCUCCGCUUUGAACCUUUCAGCCAAAACAAGGUGUUUGAGGAACAUAUCAUCAAGCCGUUCAGAACGGACUCUGGAGAUGAAUGUGAUACGUCCCAAAACCUCCGAAUCAUGCUUAAAGCGUGCUGCCUUCGGAGAACACAGGCAAAACUUGACCUCCCUAGCACCACUAUGGAGAAGGUUUCUGUGAUGCCUACAGAAGAUGAAAAGGCGUUGUUCAAACGAAUUCUCGAGCAAUGCCGGGAAGAGUUCGACAUAAUAGCUGGCAAGGAUGGUGGCUCAAAGAGAUCGAAUGUGCUGUUCUCGACGAUUAUGAAACUUCGGAGAGUGUGCAAUCAUGGCGUGAUUGCCCUAGACUCUACCAGCACCAAACAAUCAAAUCAGCUGGCCGUACCUAAGAAGCAGCGAGGUGGUUCACGAUCCCCAAGUUCAGAGCCGGCGUGCGUGUACUGCACUGGUAAAGAUAAAGACGAUGAAUUACUCGGUGUAGUGGACAGUUGUCCUUUGUGUGGACGACUUAUAUUUGGAGAGAAUGACGAGACUUUGUCUAUGGCACCGUCGCCACAGUCUUUGGCAUCACCGGCAACGUCUAUGAUGGAUUUAGACACACCGGAACCUACAGCAAGCAUACUUCACAAGUUCCCCGCCAGCGAUGAGCUAAGACAGCAAUCUUCUAAAAUGCCGGCAGUGAUCGACAACAUCAAAACGUCUUGCAUAGAUGUGACUUCGAAGAGUGUCGUGUUUUCCAGCUGGAGGGACACUCUAGAUAUUCUAGCAAAAAUCCUCUUGGCUGAUGGCAUCGAAUUUGUUCAGGUAGAUGGACGCAACCCACUCACCGGCCGAACCGAGUUGCUUUCAAGAUUUCGCCAAGAUGCUAAUGUGCGAGUACUCCUGAUAUCAAUUAACACGGGUGCAGUUGGACUUACUCUCACGGAAGCAAAUAUAGUGCACAUCGUUGAACCCCAGUGGAACCCGACGAUCGAAGACCAAGCCAUUGCAAGAGUUGUCAGAAUGGGACAAACUCGACCGGUGACUGUCUUCAAGUACAUCACAGCAGGUUCUGUGGAGCAUACCGUUGUCAAGCUUCAAGGGAAAAAGACGCGCAUAAUCAAGUUGUCGAUGCAAGACAAAGAUGAUGCUGCUGAUACCAACCUGGAUAACUUCAAGUUUGCCAUUGACCCUAACGAGUGGGGAGCUACUGUGUGA
Molecule: messenger RNA, 2682 nt
Organism: Fusarium sp. VM40
Lineage: Eukaryota; Fungi; Ascomycota; Sordariomycetes; Hypocreales; Nectriaceae
Source: the annotation of a GenBank genome assembly